UUCAUUCACUCCAAUACUCCAAAUAUUUAUGUUUGUUGAAUCAGCUGUUUGCAUCAUAAAAAUAAAUGAAAUUUUGGUGGUUGAAUAAGUAAACUUAUAAUCAAAUUCUCCUUUUUUUUUUGUCGUUCCUAUGAUUUCAACAUAACCUGUUUAAAAUGGAGAUAAAGAAUAUUGCAUAUGCAACCUUUAGAGGCUUAUACGAUAGUAUAAGGGGAAUGCUAGCAGUUUUCUCAAUGGACAAAGAAAUAAAUGAAAAGAAGUCUACCAGACAGUCACCAACACGUUCAAAUUCCAUAAGACAAAAACCUUUUGAUACUGGAGAAAACGUACCUAGGCGGCAGUUAAAAAAAGAGGAGGAAUCAAAAGUAAUGAAAAGAAUAUUUCAGUGUGGAUUAUUGAAUGGUGGUAUUUUCCUCUUGAGCAUUUUAGUUUUUGAAUAUUGCCUUCUGCCCGGAAUAAAUAAAUUAUUUGUAUUAAUUUUCGGAGAAAAUUCUUUUAUGGGAAAACUAGUAUGGUCUUGGAUUGAACCCAUUUUGUCACUAAUAUUUCAAACAGUUUGGGUCAUUCCUUUAUUCUUACUGAGUAAAGUAGUGAAUGCUUUAUGGUUCCAGGAUAUUGCCGAUUCUGCAUACAGACAUAGCAGAGGUAGGCCAAUCUAUGCUCAAAAACUGAGUGUAAUAUUGGCAGACUCUAUAUUUAGCAUGGCCAUACAGCUGCUGUUCUUAUUGCAAGCCGUAGCUGUAAGUUACAUCCCUAUAUAUAUAGUCGGGUACACUUUGUCUUUUGUACAGAUGUGUAUGUUGUACUCUCUGUAUGCUUUUGAGUAUAAGUGGUUCAACAUGGGGUGGGAGAUACACAGGAGGUUGUCCUUUAUAGAAACAAAUUGGCCAUAUUUCAUUGGGUUUGGACUGCCCAUGGCGUUCUUCACUCAACUUCCCGAGUCUUGGAUUGUGAGCGGAUGCAUUUUUUCAAUUUUAUUUCCAUUUUUCAUAAUAAGUGGAAAUGAAGCAAGCCCUGUCGCUAGCUCUGGGGAUAUUCCUCUACAUUUCUUCGCCCCGGUAAUCUGCAUAUCAAACUGUUUGUUCAGCAGAACGAUCGGUGGUGGUAGCCCUCAGAGGGCGCCCAAUCUUAAGACUGCUCAAUAUCGAUCGUAGACUAGUUAAUUUUCAAAUAGGUGCAUUGGUUUAGGUUCAUGUUGUUGAUGUGUGUGCGUGUAUAUAUACAAAUAUUAUUUUUAUUUUAUCGACCUGAUAUGACAAUGUGAUUAUUUGUAUUUUUUUAUUUCAUAAAGUUUGUUGUUAU
This is a messenger RNA of Anoplophora glabripennis (Asian longhorned beetle), 1302 nucleotides long. It is a transcript of the gene tank, whose product is annotated as etoposide-induced protein 2.4 homolog. The record is from RefSeq and is a predicted model, not a curated record. NCBI's taxonomy places the organism in Eukaryota, Metazoa, Arthropoda, Insecta, Coleoptera, Cerambycidae. Gene Ontology annotation, cellular component: endoplasmic reticulum. Bases 156 to 1154 code for a protein of 332 amino acids. The transcript has 6 exons. Gene Ontology annotation, biological process: macroautophagy.